CAGCUGCUGAGUUCCAGGUUUGUAUGCGUUCCUUUCGAUGACCAGGCAUUCAAAGCGAAACACGUCGCUUGCUUUCUUCACAGCCUAUGAACGCCAAUUGCUGGAGUACGGCACGAAGCGGAGGCGCCUGGGCAAAGAAUCCUUCAGGGAGUACGAUGCUUGCCAUUUAUGCCUCGCAAGAGCUCGCGACCCCGUUACCUGCCCUGACGAGGGCCAUCUGUUUUGUCGAGAAUGUAUCCUUGAAAGUCUCCUUGCUCAACGAAAGGAGGUGAAGCGCUUGCAGAAGGAGUUUCAGAAGCGACUGCAAGAGCACGAGGCAAAGGAGAAACUCGACAACGACGAGGCGCAACAACGGACUGUAGAGGAGUUUGAGCUUGUCCAAGCAGGUCUUGCAGUGGCAGCAGGGGCUACGAAGGACGGAAGCAAUCCUGCACCCUUACGUGCAAGUGAGCCUAACCAUUCGAAGAAAAGACCCUUCAAGCUGGACGAGGAGGAUAUGCUUAAAGCUGCAGUGGCGGAACGAGAAUCCCAUAAGAAAGCUUUUUUGGAGGAGAAGGCAGCUCUGGCAAAGUCCGAACUUCGAUCGUAUUGGCUUCCAAGCCUGACGCCUGGCCUUGAAUCAAAUUCGGAUACCUCCUCCGGGCGAAUGCCGAAACUGAACCCCAUAUGUCCCGCAUCUGGUAUAGACAGUACACAUGAGUUGACCCUGAAAUCAUUGGUGACUGUUGAAUUCUCUGAGGACAAAAACACGAUGACGGGACAGGGCGAGCCGCAAAGAAUAUGUCCUUCUUGCAAAAAGGGCUUGAGCAAUGGGUUGUCCGGAUAUCUCGCUAUAGGGUGCGGCCAUGUUUGUUGCAAAGGAUGUGUGGAGAAAUUUAUCCGUGAAUCUGGGCAGUGCUUCGUUUGCGGAGAUUUCUUCAAGAACGAGAAGGGUCAAGGAGGGUUAAUCGAGAUGAAGGGGGAAGGAACGAGUUAUGCUGCGAAAGGCAAUGCACUGGCCGUAUCUAAGGGUGUGGCAUUCCAAGGUGGGUAGAUUCAUUUGGACUUCUCCCUGUAAAUCUUCGAUCCAAGACCCCAAAAGCCUGCCUUCUUUCCCCAAUUAUCCACUGUGCCCC
This is a messenger RNA of Saitoella complicata NRRL Y-17804, 1115 nucleotides long. RefSeq lists its product as uncharacterized. The record is from RefSeq and is a predicted model, not a curated record. The transcript has a single exon. The coding region runs from base 38 to 1033 and encodes 331 amino acids. Gene Ontology annotation, cellular component: nucleus. Lineage: Eukaryota; Fungi; Ascomycota; Saitoellomycetes; Saitoellales; Saitoellaceae. Gene Ontology annotation, molecular function: ubiquitin protein ligase activity.